AUGACGCCCGGCUUGGUCGAACCCCAGUCCACGACUCCUCUCUUCCCUCCAACCGCCCCCUUAGGCCACACUUGCUACCCUCUUGCCCCAUUCUCGCCAAGCUUUGGUGCUCCGGCCAGGCGAGAGAUUCGGAGUCUUCGAGUCGCUAACAUCUGGCGCUUGGUCAGCCUCUGCCCACAUGACUGUAGAACAGGGAAACUGGGCGUUGGUCAGACAAAAGUGCCUAAGUGA
This is a messenger RNA of Protopolystoma xenopodis, 231 nucleotides long. NCBI's taxonomy places the organism in Eukaryota, Metazoa, Platyhelminthes, Monogenea, Polystomatidea, Polystomatidae. The record is from the annotation of a GenBank genome assembly.